AUGGAGGAAAAGAAGCAAACCAAGACAUCUCCACCUCAAGCAUCGCCCCGGAGAGCCAUCUUAUGGGUGGCAACAGUCAUCGGGGCGGGCCUGUUGCAUUUCGGUGGAUUCCUACCCCAGAGGCGCUGGGCCUCCCCGGGCGAUCGUCAAGCCCAGUCGCCCUACGGAAUAUUUCCACAAGAGAAGGAUCCAUUCCAGUUCAUUCCAUGUACCAACACCAGUCGUCCACCGCCACUUGAUGACCCUACUCCACGGCAAUCAUGGGCCGCUCUUUUCGACCCAAGUCCCAACCACUGGAGCUGGGGGAGCGAGGGCGGAAUCUACCUGUGUGGAUAUCUAGAUCUUCCCCUGGAUUAUCACAACUCCUCAGACCAUCGGAUUGUUCGAAUUGCAGUAACCAAGUUCCAAGUCGCCGGUUUGGCCCGUAUUGAGAAAGCCGGUAUUUCACCUCUCAGUCGCAGGAGUGAGCGCACCAUCAUCAUCAACCCGGGAGGUCCAGGAGGCAGCGGAACCUCUUUUCUAUGGGAGACCGCAGAGGAAAUGACCAACCGCUUCAGUGAUGGCACACUCGAUGUGCUGGGAUGGGAUCCCCGCGGUGUGAACUUCUCUCUCCCCGCCGCAGCAUGUUUUCCCCAAAAUAGCCUACGGGACAGAUGGUCACUCCUAGCACUGAGAUACCGCGAGGAAGCCCCAAAAAGUCAGCUAGAGACUGCGGAUGCCAUGAAUAAUGCCACUUUCUUUGCCUGCCAGCAACGCCUAGGUGAUUUCGGUCGCUUCGUCAGCACGGCGUUGGUGGCACGCGAUCUCGAUGAGAUCCGAAAGGCACUUCAUGAAGAAGUAGUCACUGGAUACUUGGUCAGCUAUGGUACGGGGAUUGGCCAAACAUAUGUCAACAUGUUUCCCCACCGAGCCGGUCGUAUAAUCCUCGAUGGUACAGAAUAUGUCAGAGAUCAUCGCCUCCUAGGGGGGUUUGGCUGGACAGCUCUCGACAAUACGACCGAUGCGUGGCAUGAUGGAUUCCUGGGGGAAUGUGUCAAUGCCGGUCCGAAAUGGUGUGCAUUGGCCAAGCCUGUUUCUAACCAGGACGGUCCCGUCACACUGACCCAGCUGGAAGCGCGCAUGAACCAGCUGCUUGAGUCGCUCAAAGUCCGUCCUCAAUCUGCGUACACGGAGACAGGGGGUCCAUCUCUGGUCACUUAUUCAGCACUCGUGGACAGGAUUCUCUACCCGGCUAUGUACAGGCCAAUGGAAUGGCCGCGCACGGCCCAAAUGCUGGCUGAGCUCGAAGCAGGGAAUGCAACAUUGGCAGCGAAAGCUCUAGACACCUCAUGGAGUGACUACUCUGCAAAUCCAUCAUAUUCUUUUAUCCCGUCAUCCAGUGAACUCGAACUUCUUGUGAUAUGUUCCGAUGCAUAUGAUGCACCCCUUCCCGACGGACUUGGCUGGUGGGGAAAUUUGUGGGAAACUAUGUCCACUCGCAGCUGGAUUGCCGGUAAUUCUCGGUUCUUCGCGGUUCUUCCCUGUCGAUAUUACAGGGAGUACUGGGAUCGUCCUUCGGAAGUGUAUCGCGGAGAUCUCAACAACACUCUCAGGACACCUACCUUGCUGAUCGCUUCGCCGUAUGAUCCUGCAACACCCUUGCGCAAUGGAAGAAGGCUCCUAGCGGAAAUGGGCAAAAACGCCCGGUUGAUUGUUCAUAAUGCAUAUGGGCACAGCUCUAGACGUGACAGCUCAGACUGCACAGACCAAAUCGCUAAGGCUUACAUUCUAAAUGGCACCCUUCCGAAGGAACAGGAGGUCCAAUGCUAUGCCAAUAACAAGCCUUAUGUUCCUGUUCAUAUCGAUGAGAAAUGA
Molecule: messenger RNA, 1854 nt
Organism: Penicillium antarcticum
Lineage: Eukaryota; Fungi; Ascomycota; Eurotiomycetes; Eurotiales; Aspergillaceae
Exons: 1
Coding region: 1-1854 (617 amino acids)
Source: RefSeq, a predicted model, not a curated record